Molecule: messenger RNA, 1481 nt
Organism: Silurus meridionalis
Lineage: Eukaryota; Metazoa; Chordata; Actinopteri; Siluriformes; Siluridae
Product: NIPA-like protein 2
Exons: 12
Coding region: 141-1157 (338 amino acids)
Biological process (GO): magnesium ion transport
Cellular component (GO): membrane
Molecular function (GO): magnesium ion transmembrane transporter activity
Source: RefSeq, a predicted model, not a curated record
GCAUUUCACUCUGUUGAGGACAGCUAGAACAGUCACAGCAGCAAAACCGUAUGCAUCCUGGUGCAAAGAAUCAGCUAAGUGCAUAGACAAAGAUUUAUUUUCUUCUUAUGCAUCUUGGGACCUACACCUGAAUAUUCAACAUGGAGAUAUUUGUUCUAGGGAUUAUCAUCGCAAUAUGUGGCAAUCUCCUCAUCAGUAUUUCAUUGAACAUUCAGAAAUACACCCACACACGCCAAUCGGAGCAAGGCACCAAGCCAUAUUACACCAGUCCUCUGUGGUGGUAUGGGAUUCUACUCAUGGGGCUUGGUGAACUUGGUAACUUUGCUGCAUAUGGAUUUGCACCAGCUGCCCUGAUUGCUCCUCUUGGUAGUGUGUCUGUCGUUGCCAGUGCUGUAAUCUCAGUGGUUUUCCUGAAAGAGAUGUUACGAGCCUCUGAUCUACUUGGGGGUGUUCUUGCUCUAACUGGUACAUACCUGCUGGUGACCUUUGCCCCACACUCUGCCCCCCAUGUCACAGCCAACAUGGUGGAGCGCUGCCUCAUCAGUGUGCAGUUCCUCGUCUACUUUUUUUCUGAAGUGGUUCUGUUUUGUAUCCUGCUCUACCUGUACAAAUGCAGGAACUUAAAACACAUUGUUGUUGUCAUGCUUCUGGUGGCUUUGCUGGCUUCUGUGACUGUGAUUUCUGUAAAAGCUGUGUCUGGAAUGAUCACAGAGACAGUCCGUGGGAGCCAUUUACAGCUCACUUACCCCAUCUUCUACAUCAUGUUUAUCAUCAUGAUAGUCUCAUGUGUCUUCCAGAUUAAAUUUCUCAAUGAAGCAAUGAAGAUGUUUGAUGCCACAGAAAUUGUUCCUAUUAAUUUUGUUUUUUUCACAGCCAGUGCUGUAAUAGCAGGUAUUUUAUUUUAUGAAGAGUUUUAUGGUUUAUCAAUUAUAUACAUCCUCAUGUUUGUGAUUGGGUGUUUGUUAGCAUUUACGGGAGUGUUUCUGAUUGCUAGAAAGAGACCAAAAAUAAAAAUGGACAGUGUCAUUAUCUCUAUGGGUCAAAGCUCAGGUAAGAACAGCACUGCUAAUAUACAGCCAGAGACAAAGGACAAUAAAUUUGGAGGUCUGGCUUCCAAACUUGUGUGCAACACUGGAAUACAGCAGGAUGACAUUUAAAUCUACCUAAUGUUCUAGUGUGCAGAGUGAAGUGUGUGUAUGUGUGAGACAGAAAAGUCUGGUGUGUUAUAUGUCUGAAUAACAAAUGUGGGCUGCAUGCGCAUGCAUCAAACUUCAUAAAGAAGCAAUAAAUUAGAACUGGCUGUCUUUAUUUGCAUGAAUUUCAAAAUGCCUGUAGAGCAUCUGGAUCAGUACUGUUUCUCUGUCAGUUCUGAGUAUAAAAAGCUCAAUGAUAUUUGUAAGAUAUAUGAAACGAAACUGUAAUGAGCCAAUUUAAUUAAAAAUAAUAUUUAUAUAUUAAUAGAAUUCUUUUAAUUUAUAGAA